Messenger RNA from Penicillium verhagenii, 1707 nucleotides. It is a transcript of the gene sti1, whose product is annotated as Hsp90 cochaperone STI1. The transcript is spliced from 5 exons. The coding region runs from base 1 to 1707 and encodes 568 amino acids. Gene Ontology annotation, molecular function: Hsp90 protein binding. Lineage: Eukaryota; Fungi; Ascomycota; Eurotiomycetes; Eurotiales; Aspergillaceae. The record is from RefSeq and is a predicted model, not a curated record.
AUGGCUGACGCUUUGAAAGCUGAGGGCAACAAGGCCUUCUCGGCCAAGGACUACCCGACUGCUAUUGAGAAAUUCACUCAGGCUAUCGCCAUCGAAUCCGAAAACCACAUCCUCUACUCCAACCGUUCCGCUGUCUACGCUGCUCAAGCCGACUACCAAAAAGCUUUGGAUGAUGCCGAGAAGGCUAUCGGUAUCAAGCCCGACUGGUCUAAGGGCUAUGCCCGCAAGGGAGCUGCCUACAAGGGCCUCGGAGAUCUAUUGGCCGCACAUGACGCAUACGAUGAGGCCUUGAAGAUCGAGCCCGAAAACGCACAGGCCAAGUCAGGAAUGAGCGCUGUUCAGCGCGCCAUCAACGCUGAGGCCACUGCCGAUGGUGUUGAAGACCCCAGCGCCGGUCUCGGCGGUAUGUUCAACGACCCGGGACUCUUCCAGAAGCUUGCCAGCAACCCUAAGACCGCUCCCCUGCUUGCCGAUGCCGAGUUCAUGGCCAAGCUGAAGAAGAUUCAACAAAACCCGAACAGUGUUGGAGAGGAGAUUCGCGACCCACGUUUCCUCUCGGUGAUGAGCGUGCUUCUUGGAAUCGAUAUGAACUUCGGCGGUGAGGGUGGUCCCUCUGGUGCCCAGGAUACCGCCAUGCCCGAUGCCAAGCCUGCUUCGCCGCCGCAACCCAAGAGGGAGCCUACACCCGAGCCAGUGGAUGAGGAGGCUCUUGCCAAGAAGAAGGCUCAGGAGGCCGGUGAUGCGGAGAAGAAGAUUGGUAACGACUUCUACAAGCAGAAGCAAUUUGACCAGGCCAUCGAGCACUACGAGAAGGCUUGGGAGUUGCACAAGGAUAUUACCUACUUGAACAACACUGGCGCGGCUAAGUUCGAGAAGGGCGAUUACCAGGGCACUAUUGAGACCUGUCAGAAGGCCGUCGAGGAGGGCCGCGACCUGCGUGCUGACUUCAAGACCAUUGCCAAGGCCUAUACCCGUAUCGGCAGUGCUCACGAGAAGAUGGGUGACCUCACCCAGGCCAUCGAGUUCUACCACAAGUCGCUCACUGAGCACCGCACACCCGAGGCCUUGGCCAAGAUGCGUGCCGCCGAAAAGACCAAGUCUACUACUGAGAAGAACGCCUACAUGAACCCCGCCGAGGCUGAGAAGGCCCGUGAGCUCGGUCAAGAGAAGUUCCAGGAGGGUAACUGGCCCGCCGCCGUAGAUGCCUUCACCGAGAUGACCAAGCGCGCUCCCUCCGAUACUCGCGGUUACUCAAACCGUGCCGCCGCCCUUAUCAAGUUGAUGGCAUUCCCCCAGGCCGUGCAGGACUGCGACACUGCCAUUGGUCUCGACCCUAAGUUCAUCCGCGCGUACAUGCGCAAGGGUCAGGCUCUCAUCGCCAUGAAGGAGUUCAACCGCGCUCUGGAUACCUUCACCGAGGCUGCCGAACACGAUGACGGCUCUAACCGUCGCGAGAUUGAGCAACAGCAGCAGAAGUGCCUCGAUGCUCAAUUCAGCGCCCGUGCUGAUGAGACCGAGGAGCAAACUUCUGCUCGUAUCCAGAACGACCCAGAGAUCAUGUCUAUCCUCCAGGACCCUGUCAUGCAAAGCAUCCUCCAGCAAGCCAAGAACGACCCGGCUGCGCUGCAGGAGCACAUGCAGAACAGCCAGGUGCGCAUGAAGAUCCAGAAACUCAUGGCCGCUGGUGUGAUCCGUAUGGGUCGGUAA